Molecule: messenger RNA, 3045 nt
Organism: Salvia hispanica
Lineage: Eukaryota; Viridiplantae; Streptophyta; Magnoliopsida; Lamiales; Lamiaceae
Source: RefSeq, a predicted model, not a curated record
AUCAACAACUUGAAGACUAUCUCGAGUUGCUCAAUCUACACUUCCCUUUCACCACAUCCAAUCUAUACAUACACACAGCUGUAUCUAUCACCUCCAACACUAAUCUAUCCCUCCCAAUUUAUAUCGAAUAAUUAAUGCUUAGCUGGUCGAUUGAAGAGGGUUUAGGGUUUUUGUGAAUUGUGCGGCAAUGGUGGAGAGAAGGAAGAGGAAGCCCCUUGUGCUCGCUUCAACUAAAGCCCUCGUCGAUUCCCUGCUCAAUUCUCACAGAACCGCAGAAGAUGGCGACGGAAUUGACCCCGCCCGCUCGCUGCAGCUCACGGCUGGGAUUCUCAGAGUUUCCGACGAUUCACCUCUUAAUUCAGUUGAUGCCUCUGUUUCGAUUGGGUUGUCCACUGCUGUUCUCAAACAAUUGUCAAUUACAUCAGGAUCGCUGGUACUCAUCAACAACGUCGAUGCUAAUGUAAGUAGAAUCGGACAAGCAGUGGUCCUGGACCCACCAAAUCAAGAUGAUGGUUCCUUAGAAAACGGAUCAGUUAUCACGCAUGCUCCUAGGACGAUGCUGAUAUUUCCUUCGUACGCUUAUCCUCAAACUCAGCCUGGGAGUUUGGAUCAUCAAGUGGCUUAUUUGUCACCCAUUCUUGCAUUUAACCUCAAUUUGCAUCAGUCUUGCUUGAAAAAUAUUGUGCAGCAAGGAGGAGAGAAGCUGUCAUCCUUGUUUUUAGUGAAAACAAAUGAUGAAAUAAACGAGAAAGAAAACGAGACCCUUUCUGUCCGAAUAGGGCUAGAAUCUUGGGCUAAGAUGCCAAUAUAUGCCUCACAUUUGAGGGCCUCCUUUGUGAAGAUACCAGAAUGCGGAACCCUUGAACGUCUUAAAACUUGGUCAUCUGAAGAAGCUAAAGAUCGCCAAUGGUUGAUAGAUUUGGCAUUGAAUGAUUACUUUUCUGUUGAUAGAUAUCUUGCCCGGGGUGAUCUUUUCAGUGUAUGCAUUGACUGGAACUGCAAAUCUGAGUUGUGUAUCCCUUGCAACCAAGAGAUGCAAAAUCCCGGUGAACAUACAAUAUACUUCAAGGUUGCAGCUAUGGAACCAUCAGAGGAACCUCUUUUAAGGGUCAAUCGCCAUCAAACUGCGCUUGUUCUUGGAGGAGGGGUUCCGUCUGCCAUCCCUCCAGAUCCAUUGAUUCCACAGCCGAAACGUGUCUAUCACUUGCAAGAUGAUGCAGUGCUGGCUCUAGCCUCCAUAGUUGCACCAACCUUAUUCCCAUCAGCUUUGUCAUCAAAAUUCAGGGUCUCCAUCCUUUUACAUGGUGCUGCAGGUUCUGGAAGGAGGACUGUGGUAAGAUAUGUUGCUCAUCGAUUGGGUUUACAUGUAGUGGAAUAUAGUUGUCAUGAUUUCAUGGCAUCUUCAGAAAAGAAAGCAUCUAUUGCUCUGGCUGAAGCUUUCAGUGCCGCUCGAAGAUAUAGUCCAGCAAUCCUUCUGCUCCGUCAUUUUGAGAUUUUCCGCAAUUUAGCUGCUCAAGAGGGGUCGUCCCAUGAGCAAGUUGGAGUUAACUCAGAAGUUGCAUCUACCAUUAAGCAAUUCACUGAGCCAAUUACUGAAGAUAAAAAUGGUUAUUUUGACAACCACACAGAUGGUCCGUUAAAAGUUACUCCAACGAUAAACCAGCACCCUGUACUACUAGUUGCAACUGUCGACAGCUCUGAAGGUCUUCCUCCAAUUAUCCGACGCUGUUUUAGUCAUGAAAUAAAAAUGGGAACCCUCAGUGAAGAACAAAGGUUACAAUUGCUGUCCCAGUCAUUUCAGCACAUCUCUGACCUGCUUCCCGAUACUUCUGUACAAGAUCUUGUAAAGGAUCUAGUUGGACAAACAUCAGGUUUCAUGCCCCGAGAUUUGCGUGCUUUAAUUGCUGAUGCUGGAGCAAAUAUAAUAUCCAAGAAGCUGGAGCCUGAAAACUCAGUGCCUGGUUCAUCGGAGUCGCCAUCGGUUGAAGAUAGUAAAAAUAUAAAUAAUGCACCCCAGGAUCUUAGCAAAGAAAAUAUAUUCAAAGCAUUGGAACGAUCAAAGAAAAGAAAUGCAUCAGCUCUUGGUACUCCUAAGGUACCUAACGUCAAAUGGGAAGAUGUCGGUGGCCUUGAGGAUGUCAAAAAGUCAAUCCUGGACACUGUCCAGCUUCCUCUAUUGCAUAAGGAUUUAUUUUCAUCUGGGUUGCGUAAACGAUCAGGAGUUCUUCUUUAUGGUCCACCAGGGACUGGAAAAACGUUAUUGGCAAAAGCUGUCGCUACAGAAUGCUCCUUGAACUUUCUGAGUGUAAAAGGGCCUGAACUUAUCAACAUGUACAUCGGAGAGUCAGAGAAAAACGUGAGGGACAUUUUUCAGAAGGCCAGAGCGGCACGCCCAUGUGUUAUAUUUUUUGAUGAGCUUGAUUCGCUUGCCCCAGCUCGAGGUGCUUCCGGAGAUUCUGGUGGUGUUAUGGACAGAGUGGUUUCUCAGAUGCUUGCAGAAAUUGAUGGACUGAAUGAUUCUACUCAGGACUUGUUUAUAAUUGGGGCCAGUAAUAGACCUGAUCUUAUCGACGCAGCGCUUCUGAGGCCAGGCAGAUUCGACAAGCUCCUCUACGUUGGUGUUAAUUCUGAAGCAUCUUAUAGGGAGAGGGUACUAAAAGCACUUACCCGAAAGGUUAAAUUGCACGAAGACGUCUCCCUAUAUGAGAUAGCGCUGAAAUGCCCUCCGAAUUUCACUGGGGCUGAUAUGUAUGCCCUCUGCGCAGAUGCUUGGUUUCAUGCUGCAAAACGGAAAGUAUCAGUUGAUGAUUCAGCUUCAUCCCCACCUGAUCAACCCGAGGCUGUUGUCGUUGAAUACGAAGAUUUUAUUGAGGUGUUGAGAGAGUUAUCGCCUUCACUAUCAAUGGCUGAGCUGAAGAAAUACGAGAUGCUGCGUGAUCAGUUUCAAGGCCCAUCCAAAUAAAUCAUAGUGAAACCGUUGUCACGUUGUAUAAUAAACACAAUUUUCUAAUCAAUUUAUACAAGUUUUAGAUUUAAUUUGCAUCA